UAAGAAGGUGGGCGUGUUCUUACCGGAAGUGGUCCUUGCGAUCUCAGUCCCUCCUUCACCUGCGUUAACCAUCUGCUACCAAAACAAAUCGCCUGUUGCCAUUAACUGCUUUAAACGACGUUAUUUGGGCGGUGAUCUAGUGUCGUUAACAGCGUGGACCAGAGUCGUCUGGUGUCGGCUGGUUCUCGCUUUGCUGCUGUAGGGGUCUGUUUGCGACGCUAGGUGGCUAGCUGAAGCUGACAAGCUAUGGCGGAGGUCCCAGGUACUUCGAGUGAGACGAUAACAGAGACGGUGCAGGCAGACACGCCGCCGCCUCCUCAGCAGGAGGGACGGAGCCUGACUAUCAAGCUAAGAAAAAGGAAGACCGAGAAAAAGGUGGAAUGGUCCAGUGACACCGUCGACAAUGAACAUCUCGGCAGGAGGUCCUCCAAGUGUUGCUGUGUGUAUGAAAAGCCACGCCAGUUUGGACAGUCUUCUUCAGAAAGCGAGGGAGAAGACGAUGAAGGCUGUGGUAGUGCACACUGUAUUAUGGGACAUGGAAGGAAUAGGCAUGGACAGAGUGGCGGUGGUGACUCCACAGCGCCUCCUAGUUCUGGAGGACCUAACACCCAUUAGUAGCCUCCUUGUGAGACUGCGUAUGAAAGAGAUAAGGCUUCUGAUAAUGAUAAUACAAACAAAUAUAGUUAUUACCACUCACAUUUUGUCACUCUAAUGGUAGAAAUGAGAGUAAAGGAGAGUAAGAAUCCAAAAUACAGGAACCAGAGUAAUGCAGCACCUGACAAAGAUGGGGAGCAUUUUUUCUUUACAAAAUGAUGCCGGCAAUCUAUUAUAUAUAUAUGGGGAAAGGGGUAGUUUGUAUAUAAUUCACCAUUUUAUUCAUUUUUUUAAUGUUUCGAUUUUUAUUUAUUUCUCUUAAAACACAAUUGUGAUUCUGUAUCUUUGAAAUAGUGCACUGACAGAUUAGAGUUGUAAGAUUUGCCCCGUCACUAACAAAAGUAUUGAUACCAUUAAAAAAAAGCUGUUUGCCAUUCAUUUGAAAGUGUUUUCAGUCAGACAGAUUUUUAUAUAAAUUUAUCAAAAUGUAAAUCUAAAAUGAGUGAAUGUAGUAGUUUUAAUGUUAGAACUAAUAUAAAAAUAGUGCAGAAGUCUGUAGGGUUAGUGGGUACGAUGUGUGAAAUCUGAUAGUGUUCUGAAUUAUCCAAAUUAAGUAAUUACUUGUAUAGAUCUUAAGCCAUGUUGUUCAAAUCUGCCAAGCAUCCAUUUAAAAGUAGUAGACUUCAUAUCACUUAAAUAAACCACACAAAAUGUUUUAGUAACAUUUGCAUUCUAUUAAGAUCUUUGGGUAGAGUGCUGUGAAGUAUAUAUCUUAAUGAUACUUCUAAUGUGAUGUUAUUGUUCUGUUAAAUCGAUUGAAUUAGGUAACACUUUCAAAUGAAGGGUGGGCUCAGGGCAUCAAUGUGCUGUUUUGAUGCUACUUUCAGACCAACCUUAUGGAAAUUAGAAAUGUUAAGAUUCUUCACAGUGAUUAGCGCUGUUGUCUCACACCUCUGGAACCAGGGUUCGAGUCUCCACCAUAGCUCCAUGUGUGUGGAGUUUGCAUGUUCUCCCCAUGUCAUCGUGGGGUUUCCUCCGGGUACUCCGGUUUCUCCCCACAGCUGAAAAACAUGCUGAGGUUAAUUGGAGUUAGCAAAUUGCCCGUAGGUGUGUAUGUGUGAGUGAAUGGUGUGUGAGUGUGCCCUGUGAUGGGUUAGUGCCCCAUCGUGGGUUGUUCCCUGCCUUGCACCCAUAUGCCCUAGGCACCCCAUGACUCUGAAUAGGAUAUGUGGUUACAGAAAAUGGAUAGAAUAGAUUAACACGUCCUCUUCAGUAAACUGCUGUAUAUAUUUGUUUAAAUAAUUUUAUUCUAAUUGGAUGUUUAAAUAUUUCUUGGUACAUUAACAGUCUAUAAAUUCCUCAGACAAUCUUUUAAGAAAGUUCACUGUCAUGGUCACAGAUAAAUUAAAUUUUCAGAUGUGAAACAGAGUACCUGUACAUCAAAAUCAGGUUGUAUGUAUUGCUGAAGAGGAAACAUUAAAAAGUAGUAAAACUCUUCAAAGAAGAAAAACUGUGGUUAUGUAAUGCUUUUUGAAGACAGGGAAAGGUAAAUCACAAAAUGUGGCAGAUCACAAAAAUGCCAGAUGGUUAUGUGGAUGAUUUGGUCAGCAUUUUGCCAAAAAUCAUAUCUUGCCAUUUUUCAUGUUCUGUUAAAAUGCUUCAAACUCUCCAGGCUGUCAGUCCCAAAGUGCACCAUCAGGGGUACUGGUAAUAACCUUAGCCUGCAUGGCAACUGAAAAGCUAUACUUCCAUUUUUGUUGGGGACCUGCGAAAUAAAGACAUUGAAAUGAGGAAUUUGGGGAGGUUGUCUGAAUGCGUGUGGUGGGUAGUGCUGUUAGUAGAACUAUAUUAAGUUUAGGUUCAGUGUUUGCUGAACCUGCAACACUAAGAGUGAAAUGAACACAUUCGAGUCCGACUGAUCGGAAAUGCUUCCUGCCAAUCCUAAGGGUGUGCAUAACGUUGCAGCUCCGACCAUAUCUUGACUGGGUCGUCCUCAGUGCCGUUCUCAAACUACUGGAUGUGCGUUAGGAAGUGAUUCACAAAUUUUCAGUGUAUGCCACCAUUUUCUAUUAUACAAAUGGACACGUAUGCUAUUGUACUGUUUAUGCACAUAUCUGUACAUAACAAAUGGAAAGAUUUAACACCAAUAAAAAGGUUUUAACUGAG
Messenger RNA from Brienomyrus brachyistius, 2760 nucleotides. RefSeq names its product protein phosphatase 1, regulatory (inhibitor) subunit 11 (gene ppp1r11). NCBI's taxonomy places the organism in Eukaryota, Metazoa, Chordata, Actinopteri, Osteoglossiformes, Mormyridae. The transcript has 3 exons. Gene Ontology annotation, molecular function: protein serine/threonine phosphatase inhibitor activity; protein phosphatase 1 binding. Gene Ontology annotation, cellular component: nucleus. The record is from RefSeq and is a predicted model, not a curated record. Bases 247 to 615 code for a protein of 122 amino acids.